AAACACCCCUCCACAGUCGCAAUGGCACCCAUAAAACGAAAAGCAGAGGGUGGAAACGCCCCUGCGAAGAAGGAAAAAAUAUCAACAACCGACAGGUCUUCCAAAAGACGCCGGACAUCCGAUGCUGCUGCCGACAACGCAAAGCCUGCCAACUCUAAGUCCUCUAGCAUUGCUCAGAAAUCGGUCUUCAAUGAGGAGGAAAAGUCAUUCCCGAGAGGUGGCGCAAGCGUGCUGACACCAUUGGAGCACAAACAAAUUCAGGUCAAGGCAAAUCAGGAUGUGCUUUUCGAACAGGCCGGUCUCAAGCCCUCCGGCGCUGGCGACUCGGACGGCGCAGAGUCGGAUUUCGAUGUCGACAUGGAGGAUGCACCAAAGGCAUCGAAGAAGAAGAAGAAGUCAAAGAAGGGGAAGAAGAAUGACAAUGACGAGGAUGUAGAGAAGAUAAUCAAAGUUGAAAGUCUUAGUUUCAAGAGACUCGCACAAGGCACCAUGGUACUCGGUCAGGUCGCCGAAAUCACCUCGAGAGAUAUAGUUCUUGCCCUGCCUAACAACCUCGUCGGUUACGUUCCCCUCACCGCCAUAUCUGACAAGAUGAACGAAAAGAUUGAGAAGUUGAUCGCUGAAGAAGAACCAACCGACGAAGGUGGUAGUGACUCUGAAGACUCAGAUGAAUUGAAUCUCGAGGAUAUGUUCUAUGUUGGACAAUACCUCCGCGCUCGCGUAACCGCAACUGGCGAUGACAGUGUCGCAGAGGGAUCGACAAAGAAGAGGAUCGAGUUAUCCGUCCAGCCCAGCCUUGUCAACGGCGGCAUCGAGAAAUCAAGCAUUGUCGCCAACACUGCUCUUCAAGCAUCCGUACGAAGCAAAGAAGAUCACGGCCUCAUCAUGGACAUGGGAGUGGAUGACCCGAAAUUGAGCGGCUUCCUAGCUAAAAGCGAGCUUGACCCCAAGAUGGAUUUUUCCAAGGUUCAGGAGGGAUCUGUGUUCCUCUGCUAUGUCUCUGGAACAUCUUCGAAUGGCCGAAUCAUUAAGUUGUCGUCCGAUCACCAGAAAUUUGGCAACCUGAAGAAGCUCAACCACGUAUCUGAAGCUCCAACGAUCGACGUUUUCCUUCCUGGUACCGCUGUAGAUCUACUUGUUACUGAUUCCACCGCAACAACUGUCACCGGCAAGAUCAUGGGAAGCCUCGACGCGACUGCAGAUGUCAUACAUUCCGGAUCGGCCUUCAAAGGGGAUGAUGUGAGUGAGAAAUACAAGAUUGGCUCGAGGGCAAAAGCAAGAAUUAUCUGCACAUUCCCAGGUGCCGAUCCCAAAAAAGUGGGCAUUUCAAUGCUCGAUCACAUCGUUGCUUUGGCCCCUUGCCUAUCUGGAAAGCCGAAGGAAAAGAAAGACCCGCUCACAUUAGCGCCACUCUCUUCUUUUAUCGAAGAGGCGAAGGUUAUCAAGGUUGAGCCUCGAUCCGGUGUUUAUUUUGAUAUUGGUAUCAGAGAUGUGUCGGCAUUUGCUCACAUAUCGAGACUGACGGACGGUAAAAUCGAAGUUCUCUCUGACGACUCUGGUCCUUUCAAGUUGGGAGCUAAGCACCGAGCACGAAUUUUGGGGUAUAACUCCCUGGAUGCCGUUUUCCAACUAUCUCUAGAGACCAAAGUACUCGAACAGCCGUUCCUCCGCGUCCAGGAUAUCAAAGUUGGUCAGGUUGUGAAAGGAAAGGUCCACAAGAUCAUUAACGACCGGAGGGGAUUCACCAAUCUACUUGUAAAUCUCGCCGAAAAUAUCACGGGCCUAGUCCCUGAGAUACAUCUUGCCGAUGUCCGACUACAGCAUCCUGAGCGCAAGUUUAGAGAAGGAGCCUCCGUUACGGCGAGAGUUCUCUCUAUCGACUACGAGAAACGCAAUGUCCAACUGACUUUGAAGAAGUCUCUUGUUAACUCGGACAUUGAGCCCUGGACUGAUUAUUCUGCCAUUUCUGUGGGAGACAAGGGUGUAGGAACAUUAGUAGAUGUGCAGCAAGGCGGAGCGAUCGUUCGAUUUUACGGGGAUGUCACAGCUUGGCUCCCAGCUGCCGAGAUGAGCGAGGCAUACAUCGAAGAUGCCACUAAACAGUUCAAGAAGGGCAGUGUGGUAAAUGUCCGUGUGAUAUCGAUUGAUCCAAAGGCAGAACGGAUGUUGGUAUCCUGCAAAGAUCCUGAUGCUGUUGAUCCUGAAAAGGAUGCCCUCUUCAGGUCCCUGACCACUGGCGAUAUUGUGCGUGGCACAGUCAUUGAGAAAUCCGAUGAGUCAAUAACUGCCGAUCUUGGCCAUGGAGUGAAGGGAGUAUUGAGGAUUGGUCAGCUUACAGAUGGAUCAGAAAAGAAGGAUAAGGCCACAAUGGCGAAGGUUCGUGUUGGUGGACCUAUCGAAGACGUGGUAGUGUUGGAUAAACAUGAUAAGUCACGCACUGUUACCUUAUCCAACAAACCAAGCCUCCGAAAAGCAGCACAGUCCACUACCCUUAUCACGAAGUUCCAGGAUAUCCAGACAGGACAGGUCGUGCAUGGUUUCGUGCGUGGCAUUCUACCAAACCAAGUCUUCGUUGAAUUCGCUGGGGGUGUGGUCGGCCUACUCUUCUCUUCCCAGAUCCCAGACGAGAUGAGAACUACUGUCAACUUUGGCCUCCGACGAGAUCAAUCAAUCACUGCCAGAGUUACUCAUGUAGACGUUGGGCAAGCACGAUUCUGGCUCUCUAUGAGGUCGGAGACUGAUCCUGCAGCAAAUUUCACCACGCCGGAGGUGACUGGAGAGGCAACCGUCAAUGCCGUCGACGAUAAGGUCAAAUCUACGACUGAUCUUCAGUUUGGAACAUCGCUCAACGUCCGAGUCAAGUCCGUGAAAGACACUCAGGUUAACGUCCAGGUGUCGGAUAAUGUCCAAGGCCGUAUCUCUGUGGCCGAGUUGUUUAACAACUGGGAUGAAAUUAAAGACAAAAAACGACCCCUGGCCCAAUUCAAGGCGAACGACAUCAUAUCUGCCCAGGUUCUCGGUGCUCAUGAUGCUAGAAACCACCGAUUCCUUCCAAUCACGCAUCGACAAGGCAAGGUACCCAUCUUCGAGCUUACAGCGAAGAAGGCAGAAUUGAAGAGCAAGCACGAUGUUUUGGCCCUAGAGAAGAUCAAGAGCGGCUCAUCGCAUAUCGCUUUCAUCAACAACAUUGCCGACCGCUAUGUUUGGGUAAACAUCUCUGCUAACGUCAGAGGACGCAUCGCAUUCCUGGAUCUUUCCGAUGACCUCUCGUUACUCUCCGAUGUAGAGGCUAAUUUCCCACUGGGAUCUGCGCUAAAGGUCCGAGUCAAAGCAGUCGACACGGCUGCAGGCCGUUUGGAUCUUACCGCAACAUCUGUGUCGGCAAAGUCGUCGACAUUGAAAGAUAUGAAGCCUGGACUUAUUCUGCCCGCACGAGUCACCAAAGUUACUGGCUCAUCAAUCAUCGUGCAAAUCAAUGAGAAUAUUGCUGGCCCUAUCUACCAGGAACAUCUCGCCGACGAUUACGAUCUAGCAAAGCCAACUGAUCACAAACCGGGAGAGGUCAUUCGUGUCUGUGUCACUGAAGUUGACCUGCCGAACAAGAAGCUUGGACUGUCCGCUCGCCCCUCGAGGGUGCUCAGCUCCUCACUUCCCAUCAAGGAUGUUGAAAUCAAGGAUAAAUCGGAAUUGAAGGUGCAGCAAGUCGUUCGCGGUUUCAUCAAGCGCUUCGCUGACAAUGGUGUUUUCGUACGUCUUGGUCCUCAUGUCGAUGCAUUCGUCAAGAUUGCCAACCUCUCCGACUCUUACAUCAAAGACUGGAAGUCAGGUUUCCAGAUUGAUGAAUUGGUUCAGGGCAAGAUCAUUGCCGCCGGACCCGACCUCCGUACUCCUCAGAUGUCUCUUAAGAAGUCGAUUGUGGAGGGCAACUUUGCUCAACUGCUUGAGUUCAGUGACAUGACUGCCGGACAGAUCGUUACUGCCAAGGUCCGAAAGGUUCAGGACUACGGUGUUUUCCUCGUUGUCGAUAACUCACAGAAUGUCAGUGGUUUAUGCCAUGUUUCUGAGCUUGCUGAUAAGAGAGUGAGCGAUGUCAAGUCUCUUUACAAGGAAGGAGAUGUUGUGAAGGCCAAGAUCUUAUCAGUAGACACCGGAAAGAGAAGAAUUAGCUUUGGCCUCAAGUACUCGUACGUGAGAGAGGAGAACGAAGAGGAUUCUGACGAGGAGAUGGGAAGUGGCGAUGAGGAUGAUGAGGAUGCAUCGGACAGCGAAGACUUGGAUGACGAGGAUAUCGAAAUGCGCAGUGUGAAGGAUGCUGAGAGCGACGAAGAAGAUAUUGCCGCAGAUGCCGAAUCCGAAAGCGACAACGACGAUGAAGUUCCAGAAACCUCCGCUUUGACUGCAGGAGCUGGCUUAAGCACUUCGGGAUUCGACUGGACUGGCGCCACUUUGGAUUUCGACGAGCCUAAUGCGGCCGCUGCUGCAUCUUCUGACGACGAGGGCACCAAGAAGAAGAAAAAGAGCAAGAAGGCAACCAUCAAAGAAGACCGAACAGGCGAUCUAGAUGCAUAUGGGCCCCAAUCAGUCGCUGACUAUGAGCGUCUCCUGCUUGGUCAACCUAACAGCGCCGAGCUCUGGGUCCGAUACAUGGUCUUCCAGCGUGAACUUAACGAGAUCGACAAGGCACGCCAAAUCGCAAGGCGAGCACUGGCAACGAUGAAUACUCGGGAAGAGAAAGAGCGACUUGACAUCUGGACUGCCCUCUUGCAUCUCGAGAACGAGCACAGCAGCGAUGACACUGUCGAAGAGACAUUCAAAGAGGCCCGCCAGAACAACGACGACCGCGAGAUACAUGAACGCAUGAUCAAGAUCUACAUUUCUUCUGGAAAGCUUGAUAAAGCAGAUGAGCUAUAUCAAUCCAUGAUGAAGAAUAAGUCCUUCACGCCUACCACAUCCUUCUGGCUCUCAUUCGCAUCAUUCCUUUUCUCAACCCUACAGCCGCCAUCACCGGCUCGCGCUCGCGCACUUCUGCCUCGUGCCACGCAGUCCGUCCCCACUUCAGAGCACCGCUACUUGACGACCAAGUUCGCUGCUCUUGAAUUCAAGUCCCCCAACGGCGAUGCUGAGCGUGGUCGUACCAUCUUCGAGGGCCUUGUCGACACAUGGCCAAAGAAAGGUGAUCUCUGGGACACGUAUCUGAGUCUUGAGCUCAGCCACGGCAGCGAGAAUAACGUCCGUGAUCUGUUCGAGCGGAUGAGCAAGCAGAAGAUGAAGAAGAAGCGAGCGGCGACUGUGUUCAAGCGCUGGAGAGACUGGGAAGUGAAGGUCGGAAACAAGAAGGGAGUCGAGAAGGUCAAGUCUCUAGAAAAGGAGUGGAAGGAGAAGAAGGAGGAGGGAGACGAGCAGAACGACGCUGAUGAGUAGAACCAUAUGUACAUGCAGUACAUAGCAGAAGACUUGGUAUAAAGGAAUCAUGUACGCGACCGACUAAGGCAUUUACAACAUGCGCAGCGCAUGCAUACCGGCGUUAUUUGAUGAAAAGGGGAAACCAAAAAUAUGUAAAAAUUUUCAACUU
This is a messenger RNA of Aaosphaeria arxii CBS 175.79, 5572 nucleotides long. Its product is annotated as nucleic acid-binding protein. NCBI's taxonomy places the organism in Eukaryota, Fungi, Ascomycota, Dothideomycetes, Pleosporales. Gene Ontology annotation, biological process: rRNA processing. Gene Ontology annotation, cellular component: nucleolus; small-subunit processome. The coding region runs from base 22 to 5421 and encodes 1799 amino acids. The record is from RefSeq and is a predicted model, not a curated record. The transcript has 3 exons. Gene Ontology annotation, molecular function: protein binding; RNA binding.